AUGAAACAACGUGUCGCACCGAUGCUCUUGGGGGGUCUGCUAGUGGCUGCAUGCCUUAUGCUGCAUGAGGUUCGCAGUGAUGCUGACUUGUACGGCCAUGCCGAACCAUCGCACCACGUCAUGCACAUCCGGAAGCUUUCCGACAGCGACAAGCUGAAGAUCGAACUGGAGCCGGUGUGGUUCCAUCUGGAGUCAGCGGAGCAGCUGCCGGCGAAAGGCGAAAGCCAACAGGUGAAGCGACAAACAAAAUCGAACACAGGGCGUCCGGUUCAGGUAUUUACCAGCUUAUCGCACCUCGAGCGAUACCGGCGCAAAAACCAUUACACGUCGUCGGAGGCGGAUGACGCUCCGGAAUCGUAUCUGAAGGACUUCUGGCAUGCGGACGUCCCGAGUGAGGUCCCGAGUGGGCGCGAUCGGUCGUACGAGGUGACACCAAAAUCGACCUCGUUGGAGGACCAGCUGGAGGAGAUCGAGCUACCUAGUUGCUUCCGACGGUAUCUGCACGAAAUGUACGAUCGCAAUAAUGAAAGUGUCCGGAAGCUAAUGCGCUGCCUAAGCCAACAUCCGGAGGAGAAAUGCCUCGAGGCACAACGUCGGGCCCAACGAUACCGCGGAGGGGAAAGUCGGGAAGAUGAUCCGCGCCAGGCACUCUACGAGCGCAAAGUAAUUCGGCGGCGUAAAUUCAGCGAUCAUCGUGACAAUCCACGACCGAUGGUUGCAGACGACGAGGAAGACUUGAGAUUCGAGAAACAUUUCAUUCGCUCGGACAGUGAUGAUGUUGGCCAGGUUUUUAACCCAGCCACCGAUGAGAACGACUCCGAGAGCGGAAGUAACGACAGCGGUUCCGAUUCUGAUGAAGGACCCUGCCGGCACAACGAGGUUCGCACUCCACAACAGGACUCGGAAGAACCUGAACGAAAAGAGGCGCCAAAGUAUGAUCACCGUGAACCCUACAGACGACCGCCGCCAAAGUACAACACCCAGAGAAGGCGCCGGGACUCGGCCGAAUCGGAAGAGGAUGGCAGCUCGGAGGCAAGUGAUGAAUCUUGCGAAAAUUGUUGA
This is a messenger RNA of Anopheles coustani, 1062 nucleotides long. RefSeq lists its product as uncharacterized. Bases 1 to 1062 code for a protein of 353 amino acids. Lineage: Eukaryota; Metazoa; Arthropoda; Insecta; Diptera; Culicidae. The transcript is spliced from 2 exons. The record is from RefSeq and is a predicted model, not a curated record.